Xyrauchen texanus (razorback sucker) is the source of this 2052-nucleotide messenger RNA. RefSeq names its product inositol monophosphatase 1-like. Gene Ontology annotation, biological process: inositol metabolic process; signal transduction; phosphatidylinositol phosphate biosynthetic process. NCBI's taxonomy places the organism in Eukaryota, Metazoa, Chordata, Actinopteri, Cypriniformes, Catostomidae. The record is from RefSeq and is a predicted model, not a curated record. The transcript is spliced from 9 exons. Bases 945 to 1853 code for a protein of 302 amino acids. Gene Ontology annotation, molecular function: inositol monophosphate 1-phosphatase activity.
UUUUUUUUUUUUUUUUUUUUUUAAAAUGAAUCCUAUUUGUUAAUUGAUAACAGUCUUUUGUGCGCAAGUACACAUUUUUUUGUGUACACAAGUUUUUGUCAACUUUUGUUUGAUUGUUUGACUUUUCCCAUUUCUAAUUUUCCUCUAACAUAUGUGUGAAGUAGCCAUUUUUGAAUGAUCAUGGAUGUUAGUUUUGGCUGUAGUUUCCUAUCAUGUGUAUACAGAAAUUUUCUUGUUGCUUUGUAGCUCCGAGAUCUUUACAUUUUAUUCAGAAUUUAAUACCUGAGUGUCUCCAAGUCGUCUGUCGGAAUAUAAAACUAACUUUUUGUUUUAAUGUGAACAUACUAUGCAAUGCUGCACUGAUAUUUCACAGUCAUUUCCCCCUUACAUUUCCAAUGUUGCAUAUCAAGGACAAGUUUAGGUUGGCAUGUUAAUCAAGAUAAUUAUGUGAUGUGUAUGUGAAUUUUUGCUUGUGCGUGUCUAUUUAAAUGUUCAUGUUUAACUUUAUGUGAAAUUAUCUUUUGAGCCAUGUUGUCAUGCUAUUUCCUCAUUUGUCUUUUUUAGCUUGCUGUCAGCCAAUUUAGUACCUCUCUGUUGAUACCUUGUCAGUACUAUAAGUAUAUGUUUUGCUUGAUGAGAGCGAGCUUGCUUGUUUUUUUUUUUUUCAUAUUUAGGAAACUAUUUUCAAAUUCAGAUAUGAUCUCCCCCAUCCAGUCUUUUUUUUUUUUUUUUUUAUGAAUACUUUUGCCUUUUGUCAGUAAGUUGCGUUCUACCAUGUUAACUUUUGACUGUGAUUCUGCUCUUUCACUUGGAUAUACAGUGGGCCAAGACCGUGUACAGCACCUGCAGCGGGUUGUGUUUGUCAAAUUUCAGUACUUCACAGGCUCAUGAUUUGAUAAGCUCUCUGUUUCAGGCUGAUACUCCAGCUGCUGUUCAGUUUGUAUAUGACGGCCUUUGUGGCAGGAAACCUGAGAUCAAAAAGUAAGUCCUUACAUAAAGGCAAAAUGCCUGAUCUUUGGCAAGAUGCGAUGGACCAUGCUGUGACUGUGGCCAGGAAGGCAGGAGAGAUGGUGAGGGAUGCUUUGCAAAAUGACCUGAAGAUCAUGUGUAAAAGUUCCAAUGUUGAUCUGGUCACUAAAACAGACCAGAAUGUGGAGCGCCUAAUUAUUACAUCAGUAAAGGAGAAGUUUCCUACACACAGUUUCAUUGGUGAAGAGUCAGUGGCUGCAGGAGAGCCUUGUGUUUUGACUGACAAUCCAACAUGGAUUAUUGACCCUGUGGAUGGGACCACUAACUUUGUGCAUGGAUAUCCAUUUGUGGCUAUAUGCAUUGGCUUCGCUGUCAAAAAAACGUUAGAGUUUGGUGUGGUCUAUAGCUGCAUAGACGAUAAGAUGUACACAGCUCGAAAAGGGCAGGGUGCAUUUUGCAAUGGACAACCCCUACAAGUAUCAGACCAAAAAGAGAUCAACCAGUCAAUCAUCGCCACAGAAUUUGGCUCCAAUAGAGAUCCUGAUGUCGUUGACAAGAUUUUCUCUAGUAUGAGGAAGAUCUUGUGUCUGCCAGUCCAUGGGAUGCGAGGUGCAGGAUCUGCUGCCCUCAACAUGUGCCUGGUGGCAUCUGGUUGUGUUGAGGCCUAUUAUGAGAUUGGCAUUCAUUGUUGGGACAUUGCAGCUGCAGCAGUCAUAGUCUCUGAGGCAGGAGGAGUUCUCAUGGAUGUUGAAGGUGGACCAAUGGACCUGAUGUCUAGAAGAGUUGUUGCAGCUAAUAACAAAACAAUUGCAGAGAGAAUCAUUACAGAGAUUGAGGCAUUUUCAGCUGUAAGAGAUGAUGCACCUGUAGACCCUUUAAAGUGAACUUUCUUUUCCUUUACAAGUUAAGCUCCUAUGUUAAUGCAGUUUAGUUACUAAGACAUUUAAAAUUAAAUUGCAUUUUUUGGCAUCUUUUGUAUUUGUGUAAGUGAUCACUGUCUCACAAUGUUGAAAAAAAUGCAUUCAACUGUAAUGCAGCUAUGUAUAAUGAGGUCAUGAUUGAUUAUAAAUUUGGUUGUUUUUA